Apodemus sylvaticus (European woodmouse) is the source of this 454-nucleotide messenger RNA. Its product is annotated as histone H2A type 2-B. Gene Ontology annotation, molecular function: protein heterodimerization activity; structural constituent of chromatin; DNA binding. The record is from RefSeq and is a predicted model, not a curated record. The coding region runs from base 19 to 411 and encodes 130 amino acids. Gene Ontology annotation, cellular component: nucleosome. Lineage: Eukaryota; Metazoa; Chordata; Mammalia; Rodentia; Muridae. The transcript has a single exon.
GUUAUUGCCUAUUCCGCCAUGUCUGGCCGUGGCAAGCAAGGAGGCAAGGCCCGCGCCAAGGCCAAGUCGCGGUCGUCCCGCGCCGGGCUGCAGUUCCCGGUGGGGCGCGUGCACCGGCUGCUGCGCAAGGGCAACUACGCGGAGCGCGUGGGCGCCGGCGCGCCGGUGUACAUGGCGGCCGUGCUGGAGUACCUGACGGCCGAGAUCCUGGAGCUGGCGGGCAACGCGGCCCGCGACAACAAGAAGACGCGCAUCAUCCCGCGCCACCUGCAGCUGGCUGUGAGGAACGAUGAAGAGCUCAACAAGUUACUAGGAGGAGUGACCAUCGCCCAGGGCGGCGUCCUCCCCAAUAUCCAGGCUGUCCUACUACCGAAGAAAACGGAGAGUCAUAAGCCUGGAAAGAACAAAUAACUACUAUCCCCUUUCCACACAAAGGCUCUUUUAAGAGCCACUA